AAUUAUUAGUUGAUUAAUGUAAAUCUGAAAUCUGUGAAAUCUGAAAUUGUAAUUAUACAGAUAUAUUUCUAUAUUUGUCUAAUUUUUAACAUGUUUAUAUGUAUAUUUGUUGAUAAAGGCGUCACUAUAGCUACUAACUUGUAUUACUGAAUAUUAUUAUUUCAUGAAUCAUUCGACUAAGAAAGAAGCAACAUUUUACAAAUGAUACGAUGAAACUUGAAAGCCAUUAGUUCUAAAAUAGGAAAUCUCAGCUAUAAAUCGCCGCGAUCCCUACUCCGAUCAGAGAUACGUGGGGGGGUUUCCGAGGUGCGAGAUAUUCUUCCAACCUUACGGGAUGACCUUCCCGUAGGAAGCUGGUGGGGAUGCUGGGAGGUCCUUCUCUGGACCACAGACACGUGCCACUUGUCAUACUUUCGGAAGUACUUGCUUUCGGACGGUUCGAAGGAGAUUAGUACGAGAUCAGGCGUGAUCGAUCAAGAAAUGUGUGUUGAACCACUUACAAGUUGACUCGCAGAUAAUAUAUUCUUUGCUAUAUAAAAUAUUCCAUCGAUUGAAAAGUAGAAAAUCAUUUGAUUUCGAUAUGUGGUGAUAAACAAUGGUUCGACAGAUUAUAGCUAAGUCAAAAAACACCAAUUGAUUUACGUUAACAAUUGUGAAAUCUAAAGAAGAAAGACACGUGAAAGAAUCACCGGAAUUACUUCAGUUCUCAUCAAAUAUAAAGUGCGUGAAUUUAAAUUAUUGCUGGAACGUAUGCCAUCGUCUGAAUGAGAUCAGGAUCGUCGAUUGUAGCCGAGAUCGAUGAUUUUUCACAAGAUGGAACUCUAUCAAAACCGCGAGAAAAUGAACGAUACCGUUUAUGAUCUUCGUCGGACACGAUCACUUCCAUGUGAGAACGAAGCCUUUUCAAGCAACAUCGAAAGAGGCUGCAUAUCACCGACCGUUAAUAGAGAGUCCCUCGAGUAUGCAUCCGAUUCCAGCUGCGAGGGUUACAGGGAAUUUCAGAAACAACAAACCGAGAGAAGAAAUUCAUCCCCGAUUGCAGCGUCCAGUGCUUUCACUAUCGACAGCAUCCUUGGGAGAAGUGAAAAAAGAGAAAUGUCGAGAAUAAACAAUACCGGUGAUAAAGAGGAAGAGCAAGACGACACAGAAGACAGGAUAGAGGGACACUUUGUCAAGCCAACCGCGAUACCAGCUACUCGUUCUGAUAUAGAAGGGAGCUUGUAUACUCAUGCGGGAUUGCCGUAUUCCGAAAGUGCACUACCCGAUCCCUCAGCAUAUUCUGCAACAUCACUUGCAUCAGCCUCAUUACUAUAUAGUAGUUGGUUUGCUCAAACAAAGCCUGGACAGCUGUUUGGUUUACAAGCACCCAAACCGAGUGGCAGGAGGUCGAGAAAACCGGGUAUCGAUCGGAAACCGCGUCAAGCUUACAGUGCAAAGCAACUAGAAAGACUUGAGGCAGAGUUUAAGAUCGACAAGUAUCUCAGCGUGAGCAAGCGGAUGGAGCUGUCCAAGUGCUUGAAUCUCACUGAGGUGCAGAUCAAGACGUGGUUUCAAAAUCGCCGCACGAAGUGGAAGAAGCAGCUCACGUCCAGGCUGAAGAUCGCGCAAAGGCAGGGAUUGUUUCCACCGACGUAUUUCCCGACCACCCAGUAUCCUCUUCUUCCAUACUACGCGGCGCCUUUGAUGUUCGGCGCCCCUUUGUCGGAUGACGCGAAUUCUAGUUUGCCGACCCGACCCGCCGCCGUAUCGUCUUCAGAUACGGUCUGACUCAGUACAGACUCCAACUACUUGGUCGAUCGUCGGCCGAACGACCGCGAAGUGCAAUAAGACCUUCCGUUGGCCAUUGCGAAGUCCUCGGUGUUGCAUUUUUCUUUUCUUCUUCUUUUUUGUGCUACUUUGUACAGAUAUGUUUACUCGAAAUUACCGUUGGCAUAAUUGUAAAAAAUCUAUGUCAACAUAAAAGUUUGCGAAACCAUCUUUUUCAAUUAUAAUGUAUCUUUUUAUGGGAAUAUUGGCAAACAAUUUUUUAUACAGAUGUGAUAUGUUUUUAAUUUGCUCGUGACUUUCUACGUAUCUAGCGAUAGUGAAAUAACAUCUUAUUCAGAGAAACAGUAACAAUCGCAUAAACGACUUCUUCAAAUUGUCAACUGUUUCCUGGACCGAUUAUUUUUCUUGUAUAUAAGUGCGAUAACUGGUGAAUUGAUGUAACACCUUACGGGGAUCGUAUGAAAAAUAGAUGACUGAAUUUACUCGUA
Messenger RNA from Monomorium pharaonis (pharaoh ant), 2255 nucleotides. Its product is annotated as homeobox protein engrailed-1a. The transcript has 4 exons. Bases 799 to 1767 code for a protein of 322 amino acids. Gene Ontology annotation, molecular function: DNA binding; DNA-binding transcription factor activity, RNA polymerase II-specific. Gene Ontology annotation, biological process: regulation of DNA-templated transcription. NCBI's taxonomy places the organism in Eukaryota, Metazoa, Arthropoda, Insecta, Hymenoptera, Formicidae. The record is from RefSeq and is a predicted model, not a curated record.